Molecule: messenger RNA, 1739 nt
Organism: Ananas comosus (pineapple)
Lineage: Eukaryota; Viridiplantae; Streptophyta; Magnoliopsida; Poales; Bromeliaceae
Product: protein LOW PSII ACCUMULATION 1, chloroplastic
Exons: 9
Coding region: 76-1395 (439 amino acids)
Biological process (GO): photosystem II oxygen evolving complex assembly
Cellular component (GO): chloroplast
Molecular function (GO): protein binding
Source: RefSeq, a predicted model, not a curated record
UCUUCGCAAACUUCCCCAACUUCGCCAUUUUUCUCUCCUCCUCCUCCCCCUCCUCCUCCGCCACAACCUCGAUCCAUGGCCAUGGCGACUCUAACUACCCCGCCGCAUCUCCUCUUCUCUCCAAACCAUAGGCCCUUUUCUUCCCUGAAAACCCAUCUCAGAUCCCUAAAAGCUCGCCGUGUGUUCAUGGCCUCUUCUUCUUCUUCUUCUUCUUCUUCUUCUUCGUCUCCCUCCUCGGAACACUCCGUGCAAAGCGCGGAAUCAUGCGUUAACUUGGGCCUCUCCCUCUUCUCCAAAGGAAGGGUGAAGGAUGCUCUCUUACAGUUUGAAACUGCUCUUGCUUUGGAUCCAAAUCCAAUUGAAGCACAAGCAGCACUGUAUAACAAAGCUUGCUGCCAUGCAUAUAGAGGGGAAGGAACGAAAGCUGCAGAAUGUUUACGAACAGCUUUACGUGAUUACAACCUCAAAUUCAGUACAAUAUUGAAUGACCCUGACUUGGCCUCAUUCAGAGCCUUGCCAGAAUUCAAGGAACUGCAAGAGGAGGCUAGGCUUGGUGGCGAAGAUAUAGGUUCUAGCUUUCGAAGAGACCUCAAACUUAUCAGUGAAGUUCAAGCACCAUUCCGUGGGGUGAGAAGAUUCUUUUAUGUGGCACUUUCUGCUGCAGCUGGAAUUUCAAUGUUCUUUACCAUUCCCAGAUUAAUACGUGCAAUACAAGGUGGUGAUGGUGCUCCUGAUAUAUGGGAGACUGCUGCUAAUGCGGCCAUCAACAUAGGAGGCAUUAUUGUUCUUGUGGCAUUGUUUAUUUGGGACAACAAGAAAGAAGAGGAGCAGCUCGCUCAGAUAUCGCGUGAUGAAACUCUCUCCAGAUUGCCUUUGCGCCUUUCAACCAAUCGUAUUGUUGAACUCGUGCAACUCCGCGACACUGCUAGGCCAGUUAUUCUGGCAGGGACGAAGGAGUCUGUGACUAGAGCAAUUGAGAAGGCUGAGAGAUUCCGAACUGAAUUGCUUAAACGGGGUGUUCUUCUAGUUCCUGUUAUUUUUGGUUCAUAUAAAAAGGCUCCAGUUGAGAAAAAAGGCUUUGGGCUUCCCACGAAAGCUGCUACAUCUCUUCCUUCAAUUGGGGAAGAUUUUGAAAAGCGAGCUCAGUCAAUAACAGCGAAGUCACUGUUGAAAGCUGAAGUUCGGUUCAAGGCAGAAAUUGUUUCUCCCGAGGAAUGGGAAAGAUGGAUCUGUGAUCAGCAGAAAUCUGAGGGUGUUACCCCUGGUGAGGAUGUAUACAUAAUUCUACGUCUAGAUGGCCGUGUUAGAAGAUCAGGAAAGGGUAUGCCUGACUGGAGCCAGAUAGUGAAAGAGCUGCCACCUUUGGAAGCUUUACUCAGCAAACUAGAAAGAUAAAUUAAAAUACGCUCCGAAGACCAGGCUACAAAGAUGAAACUGAAAUGCACUCGAAGGACCGCGAACUAAAUGAGAUACACUGGAGGCAAGAUCCAUUCCCAUCUUCUGCUUUUUCUAACAUUCUGUAUUUUCCAGUUAACCGAGAACAAACUUUGGUUGCAUAUGUUCACUGUGAAGACUUCAAAUGUCUGUUUAGCUAAUGAGUUUAAAUUAGUUCCAACGCAAGUGUAUUCAAAUAAUUGAAAGAUGACUAGUACUUUGCUUCGCUUCUGGUGCAGUAGCCUUGACUAUGUGAUUCUCUGAAAUUUUGGACUGAAUCAUCAAACAUCAUAAAUUAGGAGACU